CUCUCACUCUCUAUAAGUGUUGUAUGACUCAUUGGGAAAUGAAUGUAGCAAAAAGAUAGACUAACGAAGUAAAUUUAAGCUAUCUCUCAAUACCUUUGCAUGCUCCCACUUCCUUUCUUCUGCUAAGCCAAAGCUCCUCAUCCUUCCACUACACAAAACCAACUAUUUCCUUCACUCAGACAUUUUCACAAACACUUGCAAAACACUACUAAAAAUGAGCAGCGAUCAAACCCAAGGUUCAGAGACUGAGAGCAGCUCUAAUUCCUUCACCUCCACAACACCACCUUCCUCGCCUUCCUCACUCCAAAACCCACUCUCAGCAAAUCUCCAAAAACCCAACUCCCCAAUCCAUCAAGAAAUCGAAUUGCCCGGCAAGAAAAACACCAAACGGGGCAGAGACUCCAGCAAGCACCCGGUUUAUCGGGGGGUCCGAAUGAGAAAUUGGGGCAAAUGGGUAUCCGAAAUCCGCGAGCCCCGGAAAAAAUCGCGCAUUUGGCUGGGCACCUUCCCGACGCCGGAAAUGGCAGCCCGAGCCCAUGACGUGGCCGCGUUGAGCAUCAAAGGCAACUCAGCGAUUCUCAACUUCCCUGAACUCUCCGACUCGCUGCCUCGCCCGGUUUCACUCGCUCCACGCGACGUCCAAGCCGCGGCCUCCAAAGCCGCGCAAAUGCACCAAUUCGACGCCAACCCAUCAAUGUCGUGUUCCAUGCUGUCCUCGUCCUCGUCUUCUUCGCUGUCGUCGCUCGUCUCUGCCAUAGACAACCUGUCGACCGAGUCGGAGGAGCUGAGCGAGAUCGUUGAGUUGCCGAGUCUGGGUUACGAGUCGACCGAGUUGAGAAGCGAGUUCGUGUUUGUAGACUCGGAGGACCAAUGGGUUUACCCCCCUCCAUGGCUGCAGCGCUUGGGGGAUUGUGGCGGCGGGUAUGUUUGCGAUGAGUUGGGGACGCCGAGUUCAAGUGGGUUUGAGGGUUGGGAAUAUAAUUAGCAAUUUGUUUGCUAAUUAGCUGUUAAUUAAGAGUUUGUGUAAAUGUUUUUUUUUUUUUUUUUUCUGGGUCAAGGAGUUUGUGUAAAUGUAAGUGUGAGCUUUCUCUUAAUUUGCUGGGUUUUUUUUUUUUUUUUCUUUUUUGGCUUUCAGUUUUUGGCUCUUUUGGCUUUUUUCUUUGAAGGGCUUAAACUCUGAUGAUCUGCCUCUGUUUUUUACUCUGUUUUCUUUUUUUCUUUUUUCUGUGUAAGUGUACAGUUGGAGUAAUGCUUAGGAAUAAAAUAUAUUUGCCUCUGGUUGGUAACUUUUGGUGCAAAUAUAAUAAAGCCUGUGUCUUUCUUCUUUUUCUUCUCUCUUCUCUUCUAUGCCUAUC
This is a messenger RNA of Prunus dulcis (almond), 1355 nucleotides long. Its product is annotated as dehydration-responsive element-binding protein 3-like. The coding region runs from base 215 to 985 and encodes 256 amino acids. The transcript has a single exon. The record is from RefSeq and is a predicted model, not a curated record. Lineage: Eukaryota; Viridiplantae; Streptophyta; Magnoliopsida; Rosales; Rosaceae. Gene Ontology annotation, molecular function: DNA binding; DNA-binding transcription factor activity. Gene Ontology annotation, biological process: regulation of DNA-templated transcription.